This is a messenger RNA of Ectocarpus sp. CCAP 1310/34, 2931 nucleotides long. Lineage: Eukaryota; Phaeophyceae; Ectocarpales; Ectocarpaceae. The record is from the annotation of a GenBank genome assembly.
GGAGGUGCAGCUUGUGCCGGGAGACAUGUCUCAACUCAAGGUAGUCGACGGCGCCGCCAGCAGCAGUGAUAACCUGGACAACGAGGGUGUGUGCCAGCCGGGCAACGAAAACACCGGGCGGUGGACUUCGGACGAGCACCGGCUUUUCUUGAGGGGCCUCGAGCUUCACGGCAAGGGGUGGAAGCAGAUUGCCACCCUCAUCCAGACGAGGACCGUCGUUCAAAUCCGCACUCAUGCCCAGAAGUAUUUCCAGAAGCUGUCCAAGGCGCAGGCUAGUGGAACGUCACACCUAGACCCCGCGACCCUCAUGAGCACCAUGGACGCUGGAAAGCCUCGCCCCGCCUCUGUGUCACGAAACUUGCGAAGUAGCACCAUGGCGAACAGCGCGGCGGAGUCGGAAGGGAGGCUCAGGAGCCUGAGGAAGCGACGCAAUCGUGGCCGCCACCCGAGGCGGAGCGUUAGCAGCGGCAGCAGCGGCGGCGGCGGCGGAUCGAGCGAAAGCGAAGAGGAGGACGGGGAAGGUGGGUACCGCGGGACGACGCCGGGCACGACGACGACGACGAUGAUGAUGAUGGUGAGGCAAGCAGAAGAAGCGCCUGCGUUUACGGUCGGUGGUGGCAAGAGCAGUGGUGCCCAUGGCGCGGAGUUUGAUGAGGAGGAGGCGGGGGAGAAGGAGUUGGACGAGAGCGUGGAUAUCGAGGGACACAACAACAACAACCGCGGUCUUUCGUCGUCGCUCCUGCACGGCGGCACCGCCGCCGCCGCCGCCGGUACGUGGAGGAAGCGGCGGCCGGCCAAAAGCCACCGGUCUUCCCCGACGAAGGCAUCCAAGGCCGCCGCCAUUGCCGCCGCCGGCGGCGCGGCCGACGCCCGCGCGCUCGCGUGGGAGGCCGCGGCGGCGAAGGCUGCCGCGGGAGAGGAGGACGAGGAGGCUGCUGCUGCUGAUGGUGUAGUAGGUGGUUUUGCCGGGAUGAAGCGCUACCGGAGCGAGAGCGUAAGCAGCAGCAGCAACGACUCGUCGCUCGGCAAGACCAUCAAGAGCCUCAAGCGCACGACCGGGUCGUCUCAGACCACACGGAUUAGUCCUACUUCUGUGGCGGAUGUCAACUUCAUGUCGUUUCCGGUGCCGCAAACGGAGCACUCGGAAAUGGUGAUGCACCACCUGCCGCAGCAGUUGGCCCCCUCCUGGUGCACCAAGCCCCAGGACGCCUGGAUGGCCGGGGCAGGGCUGGACAUGGGGGGUCUCGACGCGGACGACGCGGGGCCGUUCCGGUGGUUCAUCGACGAGCGCUCGCUUUCCGCACCAGGCGCGUUUUUCCAGCCGCCGGUCGAGACCUGGAGCGGUUCCGACACGACCGACGUCUCCACGUCCGCGGGCAGCGACCACCAGCACCACCGGACCGUCGUACCCGAGCAGCUCCCCUCCAGCACGAACAAGGUCGACAUGUCCCCGGGGGGCGUUUUGACUAGCGACAACUCGCACAAUCAGGAGGACGUUUCCAGCGCCAAGCACCGGGGCAUGAUGGAGCCAAUGGUGCCGUCACCGGCCAUCGACCAUCAGGCCGACGUCCCCAUUUCCGACGCGGCGAUGGCCAGCGAGGUUAGCCGUCACGUCGAGGCCGACAACGCCACCGCGUGUGCCGCCGCCGCCGCGGGCUGCGCCGGCGGCGCAAGCGGCGGCGGUGGCGACGGCGGCCACUCCCUCGACAUCACCUCGGGCCUCUGGCUCGACCACCCGCAGGAGGCCCACGAGGCCGGCGCGUCGCCCCUGAUGUACGGCCUUGGCCUGUCCGCUCCCGCCAACACCGGGGGCGCCGGCGGCGGGGGGGGGGCGGGGGGGCUCGGCGGGGGCCUGUCUCUGCCUUCCCUCGACGAGGAGGAGGUUCUGGGGUUCUUGGCCUGCGCGGAGGAGAACAGCAGGCAGGCCGCCGCCGCCGCCGGGGGCGACGCGGAGGAGAACGAUUUGGUAGUCUGAAUCCAACUGAGUUUUUGGCCACCGAGGACUCUCACCGAAGAUACAGGGAUGGAGAAAAAGGCGUUUGGGGCUUGGCCGCGGUGACUCCGAAGAUGUGGAGGCGUUUAGAGAAGUCAUUUAGGUUACUCGUGGACCGAGUGAGUCGUCUCGUCUCGCUUGCGACCGGUGCUACAUGCGGGGGGGGUGUUUAGGGUUGUAUGCGAUGCAAGUAUGGUGGGGCUCCGUAGUCGCAUGAAUGACCGGCGGAAGGUAGGAUUACUUACGUUUCAGCAGCUGCAGCAGCAGCAGCAGCAGCAGCAGCAGCUUCGACGUCUUACACACGAAAAAAAAAAAGGUUGCGUGGAAAAAUAGUCGUGGCAACGUGUGCAUACGAGCAAGCAAGCGCCUGUCUGUCUACCUGUUAUGUCUUGUCUUGCCCGAACGGAGGCUGCUGCUCGAUUUUUAUUGAUUUACAUGUGUGGAUGACGACGGUUGCCGUUGCUUGUUGAGACAUGACACACACGCCCUCCCUUUCUUUUGGAGUCCUUUUUGGGGGGGGCAGGUGCUACGGAGCGCUCGUUGGCUUGGCCUGCGUUCUCGCGCCCUUUGUUUGCUUGGUGUUUGUAUACUAUCUAUUUGCAUCGAUCGCGCUAGCCGGCUGGCCAAAACCCAGUGCCGCAAAAAACGGAAACUGAUUCUGAAGGCCGUGACCCGGGGCUAGGCUAGGGUAUUGCGAGGUGUGUUCGUGUGAAGGGAUGAUGGCAGUGGCAGCACCAUGUGUGGUGAUGUACAGCGCGGGUCGGCCGCUCAAUCCAUGAAGUAGCUGCCGUAGAGGAAGGCGGAAAAGUUGACCGAGAAGCAACACAAGAGAUGAGACGCGGACAAACGAAAGUUCGGCUGAAAAAUGAUGUUUUAGCAGAAGACUUUUUGCCUAUACUACUAUCUUAUCUGGGUCCCAGCAAGCUCGGCGAGCGGGG